CCCUCACAUGCAUUUCUCCGCCUCUAGUUUUGCCUUAAAUGUCUACCAUCAUAAAGUUUCACAUGCAGGAUUUUCCAACACACUGCCCUGUGUACAAUUACACUGAUGUAGCACAUUACAUCCUAAUGUGAUGUUCCACAGUAUACUGUAAUACUUGGGGAAAUCGUAGUACUGACUGUUUGAAUUGCACAGCAACAGGUCUAGCGAGACACUCCACUUGAGGCCAUGAGUCCACCUUUAGCACGAGUCGCUCUUUCAGAGCUCAGUCAUCGGUGGGGUCAACUUCGAUUCCGCCUAAAGAACAGAAAGGCAUGGGCUCAAAUGGUUGAUGAGACUUUCAUGCUACAAAGCCAGAGAGUGAAUGACAUCCCUCUCUUCUUUGCUGCCCAUGAGAAUGACGUUGGUUCCAUAAAAAAGCUCCUUAAAUGUCCAUCCACAGAUGUCUUUGAAAGAGGGGCCCUGGGGGAGACCGCACUCCAUGUGGCAGCAUUUGCAGAUCACCUACAGGCUUCAGUGGCUAUAAUGGAAGAGGUGCCUGUGCUCAUAAAUGAACCCAUAACCUCUGACCUCUACCAGGGUCUGACUGCGCUUCACAUUGCUGUGUUGAACCAAAACCUGGAUUUGGUAAAUCAGUUAAUUGCCAAAGGCGCUGAUGUAGCAACUCCUAGGGUGACUGGUAUCUAUUUCAGGAAAAGAAGAGGAGGACUCCUGUACUAUGGCGAACACAUUGUGUCUUUUGCUGCUUGUGUGGGAAACGAAGAGAUUCUCAAUGCACUGAUCAAUGCUGGAGCCAACAUCAGGGCGCAAGACACCUUUGGAAACACAGUGCUACACAUUCUUGCUAUGCAGAAUAGUAAAGAUUCUGUCACCAAAGUUAUUGACAUCUUCUUGGCAUCGGAUAAAGAGCUGAACAGAGACAUACCACUGUACCGCCAAACCAACUACCGGGGAUUAACUCCCUUAAAAGCAGCUGCAAAGGAUGGCAAUAUUUUGGUGUUUCAACAUUUGGUCAAGAGCAGACGGCUAAGCCAGUGGACUUUGGGCCCUCUCGACUCCUAUCUUUACGACCUGACGGAAUUUGACUCAUAUGGCGAUGAAUUCUCUGUACUGGAGAAUGUCGUAGUGAGCCAGAAAAAAGAGGCGAGGAAGGUGCUGGAUUUACCUCCAGCAAAACAGCUCAUUGAUCUCAAGUGGAAGUUAUAUGGCAAACAUUAUUUUAGGUUUUUGGCACUGCUAUACCACUUGUACAUGGGGAUCUUUACUCUCUGCUGUGUCUACCGCCCACUAAAGCCAGUCCCAGAGAAUUACACCCAGGAUAAUACUAUCUAUAUUCCAAAGACUCUGGAUGAGAGCUACCUAACAUAUGCUGACCAGUUACGAUUAGUGGGAGAGAUGAUCAGUGUCCUGGGUGCUUUUAUUAUACUGGUACUAGAGAUUCCGGAUAUAAUGAGAAUUGGACCCAAGCAAUAUUUUGGUCGGUCAGUACUAGGAGGUCCCUUCCAUGUCACCCUGAUCAGCUAUAGCUGUUUGGUGUUACUCAUCUGCUUACUUCGAGUGGCCGAUUUGCCAGGACAGGACAAUGUCAUGUCGCUCUCUUUGAUCCUGGGCUGGUGUAACAUCAUGUAUUUCGCACGUGGAUUUCAGAUGCUCGGGCCAUACAUGAUCAUGGUGCAAAAGAUUUUGUGUGGUGAUGUAGUGAGGUUUAUUUGGCUGAUAACUGUCACACUACUUGCAUGUACCACUGCUAUGUGGAUGGUAUACAUGACCCAAGACCCAACUAAAGUCCCGUCCUUUCACUCUUUCGGUGUUACCUUGUUCUCCGAGUUUGAGGUCUCCUUAGGCCUCGUCGACCUCAUUGUUGACAACAGCCAGCCCAACCCACCAAUCGUCUACGUGCUGCAUGUCGUCUUUUCAUUGGUUUGCUCCCUUCUCAUUAUGAACCUGCUGAUCUCCAUGAUGGGUGACACGCACUGGAAGGUGACUCAGGAGAGAGAUGAGCUGUGGAAGACCCAGUUAGUUGCCACCAUACUAAUGCUGGAAAGAAGAUUACCCCGAUGUCUCUGGCCUCGGAUGGGGGUGAAUGGAGCAGACUACAAUCUGGGGGAUUGCUGGUAUCUCAGAGUGGAAGAAAAAAACGAGAAGGAAAGAAAGAAGACGCAUCACUCUAACUCUAACUUGUUUUUGAACAAUAGUGGGAAAAAAGAGCAGGUCUCAUCUUUGGAGGACAUUGUUUGCAAAGCCAAGCCAAUAAUUUUGGGUGGAGGAGGCAGAAGAGGGGGGAAGAGGCAUUGGCAAGCACUUAAGGCAUCUUAUGAGGCGCAAAAGCAAAAGGAAGCCAAAACAAAAAUGAACCUGCCCUGAGAGGCAUAUAUAGUGUAAUCAAACCAAGCAGAACAAUUUCUAUAGAUUAAAUACACAUUCACUGUAUAAUACUAAGGGAGAUGUGCAGGAACUGGACACAGAACUGAAGAAAUUAUAUGUGACAUAUAAAAAAAAUUCUUCCCCAUAUAAGCAUUAUACCGGUGUGCAGAGAUUUACGAGAUUAAUAAUAAUACUGUGUGUAGAAAAAGCUCUUGAAUCCUACAACUUUACUGGCACUGUUUACAUAUUGCCACCAUGUCUCACUUUUCUGUCUCUCAAAGAAUAAAAAUGGAUUACAAAUAUAUGAA
Paramormyrops kingsleyae is the source of this 2669-nucleotide messenger RNA. It is a transcript of the gene trpv6, whose product is annotated as transient receptor potential cation channel, subfamily V, member 6. Gene Ontology annotation, biological process: calcium ion import across plasma membrane. Gene Ontology annotation, cellular component: plasma membrane. NCBI's taxonomy places the organism in Eukaryota, Metazoa, Chordata, Actinopteri, Osteoglossiformes, Mormyridae. The record is from RefSeq and is a predicted model, not a curated record. Gene Ontology annotation, molecular function: calcium channel activity; protein binding.